CGAGAAUAUGUUUACGUAUAAAUAAAUCUAGAACAAGCUUGGAGACCAGAUUGAAGUAAAGCUGUACGACGAAGAACUAGUGAUUUUCAUUUGUUUCAAAAAAGAUUAGAAACAAAAAGGGAAAAUGCUGCGUUGGAUCUGUACGUAUGUGCUCCUUGCCCUUUAUGUGGCCGAGGUCAGAGGUCACGGGAGGCUGUUGGAACCUCCUUCCCGUGCCAGUAUGUGGAGACGUGGAUUCCACUCUCCAAAGAACUACAACGAUAAUCAACUGUUCUGUGGGGGCUUCUAUCGCCAGUGGUCUUUAAAUGGCGGGAAAUGUGGAGUAUGUGGGGACCCUUGGGAUGGACCCCGUGAACACGAGGCCGGCGGAAUCUACGCCACCGGAACAAUAACUAGGAACUAUACAGAGGGCGCCACCAUCGACAUUGAAAUCCAGGUUACUGCAUCACACCAUGGGUUCUUUGAAUUCAGACUGUGCCCAAAUAAUGACCCAUCUAAACCUGUUACACAGGAAUGUCUUGACCGGCAUGUGCUGAAACAACCAGACGGCAAGACCAGAGUCAUUGAGGUUGGGCGUGCACAGACUUACCGGGCAAAACUAAUACUUCCUGACAGGGUCACGUGUUCACAGUGCCUCCUCCAAUGGAAGUGGAACACAGGAAACUCGUACGGAUGUGAUGCCAAGCGAUGCUGUAAAGGAUGUGGCCCUCAGGAACAGUUCUAUGGCUGCUCUGAUAUAAGCAUCGCGACCGAGUCUUCUCAAAGCAACACCGGAAAUACGGAUGAGAGUCAAAACGGAAGUGGUGCGAUGACGGGAGGCCACGAGUUACACACCGCCACAGGACUUGGUACAGUUUCCGGGAACCAAGCACAUAAACCAAACUUUCAGCACACUGAUCAAAUGUCAACACAUCAAUUACUGGAGGUCAACAACAUCACCAGCCUUCCCUGCAAGUUGUUCAUGGUUUUUUGCCUAUAAAUGUGGCACAUCCUCAGAUACAGCAUCCAAGUGGACACGUGCAUGUACCCAGUCAUGUGCAGCCAAAGCCUGUCCCAGUACACCAGGGGCACGCAAGCUUUCCUCAACAACUACAAAUUGGUCAGCCACAACAACACGUUCCGAUACACCAAGGUUCUGCCCUCGUUCCACAUCAUCCACUCGUUCAUGGGUUUUUACCAAUUAAUGUAGGGGUGCAGCAUACCAAUGGACAUUUACCGGUCAAACCCCUCCAACCUAUUUUCGGUCAGCCUCAUGUAAAUCAGCAGCCGUUAGGUGGUCAUCAGUUUAACAACCAGGGGGGUUCCUCACAAGGUUCCGGUUAUAUCCCACAGAAUAUCGGAAGUGGCUACAUGCCACAUCACCAAGCUCCACAGAUCGUCCAUCCACAGCAGCACCAUACUGAUCAGCAACAUUUGCCGAGUGUUACUCACGGAUCUCUCCUGUCGGCUCCCGGGCAUCUAUCUGUACAGUCUGUCAACGGUUUUCUCCCUAUCAACACUGGCGGUCACAAUGUACAAAACCAUCUACAUGGUUCAACCGGAAGUCAGCAGCCGUGCCGAGCUACGCCGGAGUAUAGGGCCGCGUACCGCAUGGCUGAUCAGUAUUGUAUAAUUAAGUGCAGACAAGGCCAAUGUCCGGCUGCUCAAUACUGUCUAGAUUCCUGUAGACACUGAACUCAUCUUCACCCAUCCUCGAUACUCCAGGAAUAUUGCCACUUUCGCCCUCUUUACCCCUGGAAUAUGCCAUGGAAAAAUCGAAGGCAAACAUUUACAUACUUGAUUGGUGUCAAGGAAAAAACCAAAUCGAUCUGUUAGCUGGUGUCUUUUCUUUCGGGCAUCACAGAGGUGAGACACCCGAGUUUAAAACCAGAGGAGAGACAGUCAAGUUUAAAGCCGGCCAAUUUGACCGCAACCUCAAGCCGUGGUUUGAACUUCAAAGGAUAUCAAAUAGGUUUUUUUCACAAUGUUGCGGUGACUGAUCCUUCAAUUUUACCUUGACAUAUUUCAGGAGUAUAGAGAGCGAAAGUGAAGGUAUUCACUGUAGUACCCAGGGUGUUCUUCUUCACCGUGUCACAUAUUCUGUCUCAAACUGUCAACGAAGGCCAAACCAUCCUUGUUCAUAAGAUCAUCAUGUACAAUAUGUAAAUGAAUUUCGGUUUUUUUUUUGGUUUUUUUGCUAUUGUUCUACUGAUAACAUUAAUCACAUUAUGAUUCAUGAAAUGUCAACAUUGGGCUGUAAAUAUAAGUUUGUUUUGAUUUUUUUAGCGACGACAUUUGCCAUUUACUUACUGAUACUCGAUCUUUGACCGUCAUGUUUAGAGGAAUAUCGUAAUCGACAACAUGUCUCUUCAGUCGUCAUGACAACAGAACACUAUAGAUCUUAAAUGUUCAUUUUGUUUAUGCCAAGCCGAUGCUUAUGUAUUAUUCGUCGUCUGUGUAUGGUCACAUCUGUUUAUUUAUUUAUUUAUUUAUAACGAUGGCCUAAUUUUAUUUAAAUGGCUAUUUGGUCCAAGUUGUAUAGCAUCAACAAUGUUACGACAUCGCGUAUUUAAUGUAUUUCUGAGUAGCAUAAGUACACAUUGUAUAUAUCACAAUGAAUUUGUAUAUUUUUGAUACAUUUCAUAUAAAAUAAAGUUGGCUUUACAACUAUUACCGGUAA
This is a messenger RNA of Pecten maximus, 2659 nucleotides long. RefSeq lists its product as uncharacterized. The transcript is spliced from 4 exons. The coding region runs from base 125 to 979 and encodes 284 amino acids. The record is from RefSeq and is a predicted model, not a curated record. NCBI's taxonomy places the organism in Eukaryota, Metazoa, Mollusca, Bivalvia, Pectinida, Pectinidae.